AUGGGGCUCCCGUGGCUGCUGAUCCUGGCCCUGCUGGCAUCGGGUCGCGUGGCCUCCGGCCGAGCUGAGACGAUCGGGAACUCCGGCCAAGGUUUUCUUGAAUUUUCAGUUGGGAAAUUUAGAUACUUCCAGCUCAACAGGCCGUUCCCAGAGGAAGCCAUUCUGCGUCAUAUUUCAAGCAAUGUGACUUUUCUCACAUUCCAGAUACAUACCCAGUAUCAGAAUACCACAGUUUCUUAUUCAAGGACUGUCCUUCCUAGUUCUUCAGGAACAGGCAUCGACAAAGGACUGGUUUUCAUUCUGAGACGGGAGCAGAGUAUGUGCACUUGGUAUCUGGAGUCUGUAGGUGGAAACCCUGUCCAAAGUCUGGCCAUUCCGCUUUCCUACUCCGAAAGAGAUCCUAUCCCUGGAGGCUGUAAUUUGGAGUUUGAUUUAGAUAUUGAUCCCAACAUUUACUUGGAGUAUAAUUUCUUUGAAACGACUAUCAAAUUUGCCCCAGCAAAUCUAGGCUAUGCGAGAGAUGCACCUCCUCCACCGUGUGAUGUCGGGAUGGGCCAGGAGAGCAGGUGGAGGUUGCAGUAUGAUGUGUAUCAGUAUUUUCUGCCCGAGAAUGACCUCGCAGAAGAUGUGCUGCUGCAGCAUCUGCAGAGAAUGGCCCAAGUGUCCCGGGUGAAGGCCAAUGCUGUGAAGGUGGUUACCCUAACAGCUAAUGAUAAGACGAGUGUUUCCUUCUCCUCCCUACCUGGACAAGGGGUCAUUUAUAAUGUCAUUGUUUGGGACCCUCUCCUAAAUACGUCUGCUGCUUAUGUUCCUGCUCACACAUAUGCUUGCAGAUUUGAGGCACUGGGGGGUAGUUGUGCUUCCCUUGGAAGAGUUUCUACCAAAGUGUUCUUCACUCUUUUUGCCCUGCUUGGUCUCUUCAUUUGUUUCUUUGGACACCGAUUCUGGAAAACAGAAUUAUUCUUCAUAGGCUUUAUCUUCCUGGGAUUCUUCUUUUACGUACUGAUUACAAGACUGACCCUCAUUAAGUAUGAUGUUCGGCUGAUCCUGACGGCCACAGCUGGCAGCGUCGGCGGAGUUCUCCUGGUGGCCAUCUGGUGGCGAUUUGGGACCCUCGGGCUGUGCCUGCUGUGUGCUGGGCUCGUGCUGGGCUUCCUCGUCUCUGCAGCAGUUUUCUUCACUCCUCUGGGAAACCUAAAGGUCUUUCGUGAUGAUGGUGUGUUUUGGGUGACUUUCUCUUGUGUCACUGUGUUCAUUCCAGUGGUUUUCUUGGGCUGCCUAAGAAUACUCAACAUCUUGACCUGCGGAGUUGUUGGCUCCUACUUGAUGGUUUUGGCCAUUGACAGCUACAAGCACACAAGCCUUUCUUACAUCACUCUGAACGUUCUCAGGAGAGCACUCAGCACAGAUUUCCGCAGAGCUUUCACAAAUGUGCCUUUUCAAACUAAUGACUUUAUUAUCCUGGCAGUAUGGGGGAUGCUGGCUGUAAGCGGAAUUACAUUACAGGUACGAAGAGAAAGAGGGCGGCCGCUUUUCCCUCCUCACCCGUACAAGUUGUGGAAGCAAGAGAGAGAGCGCCGAGUAACGAACAUUCUGGAUCCCAGCUACCACAUCCCCCCACUGAGAGAAAGGCUUUAUGGCCGAUUAACCCAGAUCAAAGUGCUCUUCCAGAAGGAGCAGCCUGCAGGAGAGAGGACACCCCUGCUUCUGUAGAGGGGUGUGGGCUCGAUCAGGGGACCUCAGCUCUGGAGUUCAUGCCCAGAUGGCUUUAGCAACCUCUGGUGCAAUCCUAACAUGGUCAGGCUCGGCGUGAGAUUAUGGUGUCCUUGUUGUUACAUGGUGAGGGCACGCUAGGGAGUUAGGAUGAUUCUAAGUGAGGGAAGGAGAGAGAGACAACCACAAAGUUGGUGGUUGGGAGGCUGUUCCAACUUCUUCAGAAAUUACUUGGCUUAUAUGAUCAAUAUAUUCCAUUAAAUGCACCAAAAAUUGAAAAAUAAAAAACAGUGGUUCUCCCACUGGUGUUUCUUUUUAUAACUCCUUGAAUAAUUCUCUCCCCUGACUCUAUCUAAACUUGGGGAGCAGGAGGUACUUAAGUACUACAUUGGAUCUCGAUUUGCUUCUCUGUUUGCAGAUGUAGGGAUCUGAUACUGAGCCCCUGAAUGUCAGGAUAUAAAAGAGAAGUAAGUUUUUCCUUAUAGAAGUAAUCUGAUCACUUAGUUGCAUGUUCUUUUUUUUUUUGGUACCCGGGAUCGAACUCGGGUCCUUGCACUUGCAAGGCAGGCCACCAAACUGCUGAGCUAAAUCCCCGGCCCAGUUGCAUGUUCUUUUAAUCAACAAGGUAUCAGCACUAAACAUUUUUUAAUUAUGGUAAAAUACACAUGAAACUUACCAACUUAUUUUUAGUGUACAGCUCAGGGGGAUCCCUUUGUCUUUGCCUUUUAUUGCUUAAAAUGGUAACUUUGCAAGUAGUUAAAUUACUUAUUUGAAAAAUAGGUCAAUUCUACAUAGAAUAAUGGAAUAUUUAUGUAGAUGUUUAUUUAUAUUCCAAAUAACGGACUUGGGUUACUUUUUUCUUUCAUGGCCUUUUAAGAUAGUUAAAACUGCAUCAGAUGACAUGGAUUAUGUUUCAUUUGUAGGAAAUAAGUUGAUCCCUAAUCUUAACCAUUAACGAAAGAAAAAUUUACACUUCAUCAUCCUUUUUGCUAACGUGACUGUGUUGGCAUUAAUGUAUAAGAGUGAUCCAUUAAUGCAUAACUGCUUUCCUGUCUUUAAAGCCUGUGUGGUGUGUGUUGAAGUGAUGGAGGGAGUCAUCAAGGAUGCUGGGCAUGACCUUCUUUUAACCAGGACCAGCUUAGAUUCUGUAAGGAGAGCCCCUCCAUUGGAUACCCUUGUUUCACCGCACAAAAGACCUUGGCAGCCCUGGGCUGCAUUCCUCCUGCUCACUGCCUCAAUUCUUACCUGUCAGAGAGCUGCGCUGGGAACCGUCAGUUUCUCUGACAAGCUGAGGUCUGUUGUGGCCGAGGCAUGGGCAUUUGUGAGCUAACCAUACUUACGUGCUGCUGCUUUUUAGGGUUUCUUCAGAGCACAAAAGAUUAUUGACAUUUUACUUCACUGGAGAAACCUUUAAUUUUUGCUUUGAAAAGUGUUUUUGGGGGC
Fukomys damarensis (Damara mole-rat) is the source of this 3156-nucleotide messenger RNA. It is a transcript of the gene Tm7sf3, whose product is annotated as transmembrane 7 superfamily member 3. Bases 1 to 1713 code for a protein of 570 amino acids. The transcript has 12 exons. The record is from RefSeq and is a predicted model, not a curated record. NCBI's taxonomy places the organism in Eukaryota, Metazoa, Chordata, Mammalia, Rodentia, Bathyergidae.